AUGAUACUUCUUGCCUUGUCGGUCGUCUCCCGUCGUCCCGGGGCGGGUGCCUUUCGAUCAGUCUUCCCCAACACCGCACGGGCGCGACGUUCUCGUUCUCUGCGAUGGGAGGGCUCUUCUUCUACGGAUAGUACUACUCCUACCGAAGUGUCCGACGACAAGUUCGCCGCCUUUCGCAACCGUAACAACCGGGACGAUCAAGUCUUUUCCGCCAUGUCCGGUGACGGCGGCAUCAAGGUCACCGCCGCGACCGUCCGGAAUCUACUCAACGAUAUAUCGCUGCAACACACCAUGACGGCCACUCCCACCGACGCGAUGGGACGGACCGUCACUUGCGGCUUACUCCUAGCCAACGGUAUUCAGGAUGAACAAAUCGUCCAAAUCACCAUGAACGGCGACGGUCCCAUUCGCGGUAUCGUGGCCAUUGCCUCCGGUACGGGUCAAGUACGAGGGUACGUCGGGAGUCCGGGUUUGGGAGAAAUGUCACUGACGGACGCUGUCGGUAAGGGCAGCGUCCAGAUUGUUAAGAAUCACCCCGACUGGCCGAGACCCUACAAUGGUAUUACGGCCAUUCGACACGGAGACAUCGAUCGGGAUAUCGGAAUUUAUUUGGCCGAAAGUGAACAGCGCUCGUGUGCCUUGGCGGCCGCGACCGCCAUGAACGGAAUUUUGUGCACAGCGGCGGGCGGCUAUUUAAUUGAACAAUUGCCGGGUGUCGAACCGGAAACCAUUGCCCGGGUGGAACAGAAUCUCGCUAAAUUAGUACAAAAGGAUGGUGGAGACGAGCUCCCGGCGAACUUGUUGCUGAGCGGUGUAACGCCUCUGGACAUGGCCGCGAUUAUUCUGGAUGGCUUGGACAUGCAACCGUUACAGCAGAUCAAACCCGGACUGGUGUGCCACUGCACCGAAGACCGACUCUUCCGGUCGUUGCGGCUACUAUCCAAAGAAGAGGUCGACGAUAUUUUGGAAAAGGAGGAGCAGAUCGAAGCACGAUGCCAAUUCUGUGGCAAGGUAUACCGCAUGGGUGCUCCCGAAAUUCGGGAUAGGCUGGCCGCCGCCAAAGGAGAUCCGUCCAAAGAAGAUGUGGGUGAAUAA
This is a messenger RNA of Phaeodactylum tricornutum CCAP 1055/1, 1095 nucleotides long. RefSeq lists its product with no specific name. Bases 1 to 1095 code for a protein of 364 amino acids. The record is from RefSeq and is a predicted model, not a curated record. Gene Ontology annotation, cellular component: cytoplasm. Gene Ontology annotation, biological process: protein refolding. NCBI's taxonomy places the organism in Eukaryota, Bacillariophyta, Bacillariophyceae, Surirellales, Neidiaceae. Gene Ontology annotation, molecular function: protein folding chaperone. The transcript has 2 exons.